AUGGUAUCGCAUGCCGUUGCCGCGCCCAGGGUCACUGCUGCCUUGACAGGCCCCGAACCACACUCAGAUUACUCUGCCACUCGAAUUUGUGUCCUCAAGUCCCAGAUAUCACCAUGUGUUACCAAUUGGUUGAGCUGUACUCGGCAUGCCGUUGCCUCUACUACCAGCACGCUGUCGACCGAUGCGCCGGCUAUGGACGCCCCGGCCACAGCAUCCAGCAGCGGACGAUAUUUGUUGGUUACGCUUGUAGUGCGCAUACGCAGAGCGCUCGGCAGCAGUCCUCGCCGUACACAUACUCCGACUCGGGCUACCACAGCAGCCGAUCAUCUCGAAGCUCCCACCACUACCGAUGAAAAGUACUGUCUUUGGUGA
Verticillium nonalfalfae is the source of this 372-nucleotide messenger RNA. RefSeq lists its product as uncharacterized. NCBI's taxonomy places the organism in Eukaryota, Fungi, Ascomycota, Sordariomycetes, Glomerellales, Plectosphaerellaceae. The record is from RefSeq and is a predicted model, not a curated record. Bases 1 to 372 code for a protein of 123 amino acids. The transcript has 2 exons.